CCCGAACGUGAAAGCUCAUCCUCAUCGCGCGAUCAGUCUGGUCAACAAUAAGACACGGGGAAGAUGCGCGCCUUCAUCGCGGAUGACAAUGGUUGUUUCUUCUCGCCCUUCUUUGCGCUCUUCUAGUCGUCUCGCUGAGUUCCCAGCGACCGUGGCCAACAAACCGAGCGGAAGCGCUGAGCCCGUCAGACGCGCAAAACGAACACGAAACACGUCAAAUUACGAGGACGAAGCACCCCCAUCUAAGAAGAUCCGGACCCAUACACUUGGAAACAAUCAGGUUCGCCACCUGCCGCGGAACAAGUUAUCAACGUCUGCGGCCGCUACUGUGCAUCGCGCAUCGGCCACCGGACGUGACCGCCCACCGGAUAACUUGCAUAGCGCGAAACACUUGAGAGAGCACGUCUCUCAGUCCCAGCAAGCCGCUCAAAUCCCUAAAGUCAACAAACAGGAUGAAGUUCAACUCAAGAAUCCUCCUCAGAAACCAGAAACUCGAGAUGAAAAGAGAAGUUUACGCUCCCAAGGGGCUUCGCGCUUCAAGAGCGACCUCUCUCUUUACUUUCCAAGCUACGAUGAGAUGAUCAGCAAUGAGCCGAAAGAGCCAGAGUUCCUUACCGCAGAUACCCCGAUUGUCAUUGUCGACAAUCUUACCAAUGCUUCAGGUCUGGACUCGCGAUUAUCUCACAUAACAAUGGAAAACCCACACAGUCGCGUUCAGACUCAGUUCUCGAAAUUAAAACACGAAGAUUCUUUAGUUGAUAGCUCAGCAUCAAAAUCUAUUCUAGCACAAAAAAUAGACUUCUCUUCAAUAGAAAAACACACGGGACAUAUCGCCGAGGAUCCACUUACCGAUGAUCUGUAUUACAAGGCACACCGUCGUGCCGAAAGGCAAGAGAAGCAGCUGCGAAAUAUCGAAAGAGAGCGCGCUCAACAUGAGAAGCAGCAUCUAGAAAGGCUUCUAGAAGGGCUCCGAGGACCGGAUUGGCUCAAAGUCAUGGGUGUCACCGGAAUCACAGAGUCCGAGAAGAAAGCAUACGAGCCGAAAAGGGAUAUGUUCAUAGAGGAAGUGGGAGCAUUAGUCGCUAAAUUUAAGGCGUGGAAGGAGGAAGAGAAGCGGCGAAAGACUGAACGUCACCAGACGACCGCUGUUGAAGAACAGCCCAGCAAGAAAGAAAAAAGCCCCAGCAGUAGUUUUGAACAUCGAAACGGCGAAGAGACUCCUGAUUCCAGCGAUGUUGAUGCUUGGGCAGCCAGACAACUUCAUCAGGAAGCGAUCUCUGCAAGUGGUGCCCCUCAGACAGAGCACUCGGCGACUAAGAAGAAGGAGCCCCCGAAGGUGAAGAAACCUACUGUUCAAGAAAGGCCCUUCACCUCAUUUUAUUCCAAGCCGUAUUUGCGCGCCGCAGCAGUUGGAAAGCAUCGACGCAAUAGGAGCAGAACUGCAUUUGGCCUGCCUUUGCCUGAGGUGGCAGAGAAGGAGUUUGGGCUGCCUGAGCAUAUUCUCACACAGGAGGCAAAAACCUCGAGGGCUCGGAGCAGACGCCGGCGGAUCAGGGGAACGAAAGGAAAUUAGCUGUUUUCGAAAUGCAUUUUAGUCUACAUAAAUAUUCCCAGAUUAGCCUAGCUCAGUAU
This is a messenger RNA of Xylona heveae TC161, 1632 nucleotides long. RefSeq lists its product as hypothetical. Gene Ontology annotation, molecular function: histone acetyltransferase activity. Gene Ontology annotation, cellular component: SAS acetyltransferase complex. The transcript is spliced from 2 exons. Bases 89 to 1573 code for a protein of 494 amino acids. The record is from RefSeq and is a predicted model, not a curated record. NCBI's taxonomy places the organism in Eukaryota, Fungi, Ascomycota, Xylonomycetes, Xylonales, Xylonaceae.